CGGAGGCCUGGCGGCGAGCUGGGGUCGUCCUGCACAGCCGCUCUUGCCGGCAAAUCGCGCGAGAUUUCGCUCCCCCUGGGCUCCACGACGGUCAGCGACGCGCGAGCGACUGCUGGGACUGUGGCUCUCGGAGCUGUUUCGGGCCCCCGCGGAAUAUUUUAUACAGAAAUCUUGUGAGACCACUGCCCAAUCAGAGCGAUGAUUGUUCAAAGAGUGGUAUUGAAUUCUCGACCUGGAAAAAAUGGUAAUCCAGUGGCAGAGAAUUUCCGAAUGGAAGAAGUCUGUUUACCAGAUAAUAUCAGUGAAGGACAAGUACAAGUUAGAACUCUUUAUCUUUCUGUGGAUCCCUACAUGCGUUGUAGAAUGAAUGAAGACACUGGCACUGAUUAUUUAACACCUUGGCGGCUAUCUCAAGUGGUUGAUGGUGGAGGUAUUGGAAUUAUAGAAGAAAGCAAACACACAAAGUUGACUAAAGGCGAUUUUGUGACUUCUUUCUAUUGGCCCUGGCAGAGCAAGGUUAUUCUGGAUGGAAAUAGCCUCGAAAAGGUAGACCCACAACUUGUGGAUGGACACCUUUCAUAUUUUCUUGGAGCUAUAGGUAUGCCUGGUUUGACUUCCUUGAUUGGAAUACAGGAGAAAGGUCAUAUAACUGCUGGAUCUAAUCAGACAAUGGUUGUCAGUGGGGCUGCAGGUGCCUGUGGAUCCUUGGCUGGGCAGAUUGGCCGUUUAUUAGGUUGUUCCAGAGUGGUGGGAAUUUGUGGAACACGUGAGAAAUGCAUCCUUUUGACCUCAGAACUGGGCUUUGAUGCUGCAAUUAAUUAUAAAAAAGAGAAUGUGGCAGAACAGCUCCGUGAAUCAUGCCCAGCUGGAGUGGAUGUUUAUUUUGACAAUGUUGGUGGUGACAUCAGUGAUACAGUGAUAAGUCAGAUGAAUGAGAACAGCCACAUCAUACUGUGUGGUCAGAUUUCUCAGUACAACAAAGAUGUGCCUUAUCCUCCCCCGCUAUCCACUGCUAUAGAGGCAAUCCAGAAAGAAAGAAACAUCACAAGGGAAAGAUUUCUGUUGUUAAAUUAUAAAGACAAAUUUGAGCCUGGCAUUCUACAGCUGAGUCAGUGGUUUAAAGAAGGAAAGCUAAAGAUUAAAGAGACGGUAAUAAACGGAUUGGAAAACAUGGGAGCUGCAUUUCAGUCCAUGAUGACAGGAGGUAACAUUGGAAAGCAGAUAGUUUGCAUUUCAGAAGAAAUCGCUUUGUAAUCACUGUAAAUAUCAUCAAGGCAAUCACAGCUUUCUUUCCCAUUUUGCGUAUUUUCAAAGAUACGUUAAAAAAUCCUUAGGACAUACGUAGCUCUUGAUUUAAAUGUGAUCAUAGGUGUUAUUUUUAGUGGCCAUAGGGGAUUUGAUAUACUCAUUAAUGAAUCAUACAUGUUUUUAAAAAUUAAUAACUUUUUAAAAAAUAGAAUGCUUGAGAGGUGCUUAGUAAAGAUUUGUUAAACUAGAAACGUUUUACAUGAUCUGAUACAACCAUUAAUGACUCUUACACAAUAAGUUUUUUAAAAUUAAUGUUUAGUAAUAACUUUUAUUAAAAUAGAUUGCUUUAAAAAAUAGAAUGAGAAUGCCUGAGAAGCACUUAGUAAAGAUUUGUUGAACUAGACAUGUUUUACGUGAUUCUUAAAUUGAAACUUGGUGUAA
Messenger RNA from Saimiri boliviensis boliviensis (Bolivian squirrel monkey), 1689 nucleotides. It is a transcript of the gene PTGR2, whose product is annotated as prostaglandin reductase 2. Gene Ontology annotation, molecular function: 15-oxoprostaglandin 13-reductase [NAD(P)+] activity. NCBI's taxonomy places the organism in Eukaryota, Metazoa, Chordata, Mammalia, Primates, Cebidae. Gene Ontology annotation, biological process: prostaglandin metabolic process. The record is from RefSeq and is a predicted model, not a curated record.